AUGCUUGUGUGGCAUCAGCGCUAUUUCGGAGUUCAGGCGCAUGCCUUCGUUUGGACCGUCAAUCCGAGACGGAUGCCUGGCAGUCCCGAGCUGGAGGUAUCGUGUGCGGCGAAGACCGUCCUCUUCAUCGCCCGCUUUGGCGUGUCUGUCCGCUGCCCGUUGCGCUUUGAAGAUUACAUUGGUGGUUCCAAUGCAGGAUCGAGUGAGAUUGUUGCUGCUGAUGACCAGAAGUAUGCCCGCUGCGUGUUCGAGCUUCUCAGCAGGCACGCCGAUUUACUCGCACGCCAGCCGGCGUUGAAGCAAAUUGUUCCUGUGCCAGGGGAACGAAUGAGCAUGAGCAAGAGGAGAUGGGAGACAUGCAUGUACCAAGCUCGCACCAUCUUGGAUUUUCUUCAGCAGGAGAAGUACUACCACCUGUUCCUGUUCCUGCAUGCCCGAGCUCGGCAGAUUUCUUGCCUUUCCGAUUCUCCUUUCUUAGUCAGCCUUGCACAUCCAUGCGGCCCAGAUGUUGAUGCUGAUGAGUGGCGCCAGGAAGUCGCCGAUGCCGUCGUGGAAUUGCAGAGCAGGUUUCGCAACCAGGCCCGUCGUAGUUGGGAGGAGGUCGAAGGCGGCGCCGAAGAGACGACUGGAUCCCGUGCAAUUUCUCAAACAUCUUUGGACGAACGGAUCCAGCAGGAGCUGGACGAGUCAGUCGCUCUUGCCCUUGCUGACAAUACACAAGCUUCGGAAGGACGAGUGGCAAGUAGCCAGUUGCACUCCGAACCGGCCCCAGCAGUGAAGCCAGAGGCAGCUGACCAGCAAGAACUGCAGGAUCUGCAGAGUCUCACAAAACGCAGAAGACUCACACCAGCCGCCAUGAAAACCAGCGGUGCCUUCGACAACCUGUUCGAGGAGUUGUCUGCAGCCACGGCCGGUGCAUUGCCACAAAUACCUCCCCAUCAGCCUGCGCCGAGACAAAGGACGGUUCUCCAGCACACAACUCAUCUGCUUGAGUUCGUGAAACAGCGGCAGCCCAGCUGGUCGGACACGCUGGUGCGUGCAGCCGCAGCAGGCUUAACAGUGUACCGGACACGGUAUCAGGAUCUCUUUGUGCGGGAUUACGUGGCACUCCUCUGGAUCAUGGAGGGCGAGCGCUACUUGCGUUCUCACAAUGGCACCUGUUAUCUCUACCAUGAGCAUGGUGCUUUCGAAGCAUUCAGAGGAAUACCUCCUGAGUCAACGUUUGCCCGUGUGAAGCCGUUCCUGCUGACUUUGGAGGGGAUGUUUCGCACCCUGAGCCCGAGCACUGGGCGUUCCGACGAUGCCGUUUUAAACGGCAUCGCCCAGACUUUGCAGCAGCACAACCAUGAGCCCGAAUACUUCGAGGCAUGCCGAGAUGCGGCGUUGUACCCACCGGAGCGACCGGGAAGAGCUGCAGCAACCAGAUCAAGGCAACAGGAGGACGAAGCUCCCAACCCUGCAGAUGGCUGGCCUUGUGUCGUUGCGAACAUGAUAUCGAAAAUUGCAGGGCCCUUGCAGAAAGACUUGCUGGAUGAGCGACGCCUUCUACAGUUUGUAGUUGAGUGGUGUGAAACUCCCUCCCGCAGACAAGCUGGAGUGGCUUUUGCGGACGCGUGCCUCUUGUACGACGGAUCUCCAGACGAGAUAUGUACUUUCGUGGCCAAGAUAGGCAUUCGAGAUGCUCAAACAUCAGAAGUGUGGGCCGUGCUGUUGGAGCGGAAGUACCUCAUGCCACUGGGUGAGACGAGGGAGAAGCAAAUCCAUUACUUUCCCAAGCUCUUUUGCAAGCAAGAUCUCUCCUGCCUGGGCUCGCUGAGUGUGCCCGAGUCACGAACGAUCCUUACGGAGUCUCUGCAAGCAAAUCGGUUUUGGACGGCCCUGUGUGCAUGCCCAAUGAGAGACAGCAAUGCACAGAUUCUUCAGCAGUUCUAUCAGGACGUGAUCUCACGCCUUUCAAGCAAGAGAGGAAAAAAGAGUGACCACGAGAAGGCUGCGAUUUCCGUUUGGCAGGACAAGCUGGACAAGCUGCGAGACCGAGAGGACGAGGCAGCAGCAUUGAUGGAACAUCUGCAGAAACACGACCCGUCCAGACCGGCCAAACGCCAUCGCAAGAAAGUUUCUAGCCCAUCGAAGCCAACGGGAUCCUCCGUGCCAGCCCCCUCGCAAGAGGAUGCCAACGUUUUGGGCAACCCUUUCAACAGCAUGCCGGUUGUGACCCUACAAGUAACAUACGACCAAAAGCUCGACGAUUUGAUCAGAACCCGCCGCUAUGCCAACGGUUUUUCCUGUCAGAAGCUUGCACGUGUCUGGCAGACCCAUGUCGCUGCAGACACAGUGGACUUGGACAUAACGAACUGUUGUUUCGUUCUACUGCUUCAGAUGCUGGACAAGCUCCAGCCACAACACUCACAUUGGGCUGGAGUGCGUGAAACCUUGCGCGAAUGUGCCGAGGACCGAGAAUUAGCGAUCCGCCACAAGUUGAAAACUGUGCCUGAGACCGGCAAGCUUUUGCUGAUCAAGAUUUUCAACGGCGGCUUGCCCCCUGAGGAGUUCUCCAGGAACGAGUUCGUUCUCAAGGUGCAAAAGGCAUCCACAUUCUGCAGGUGGCUCGCUGCUUCGUUGCUGCCGGAAGUGUUUCAGCACGCCUCUGCCAAUCGACCUCACCCAGACUCGUCUUGCCUUUUUUAUCUAUGGAGCGCUGUCGAGGACAUGUUGCUGGAUCCCUGGCUGGAGCAUCUUCUGACGCUCCAGCCAAGUCACACUAGCUUGCACUUUGAUGGAGUCCGUGUCAGCAGAUCCGUGACAGGACCAGAUCUGACAGAGUUCUGCCGAGGCUGCAAUGCUGCCAUCGAAAAGCAGACUGGCUUCCGCGUGGACAUCAGAGCGAAAACGCACAAACACUUCAUGCAGGUUCUACUCGAUACUGGGGCUGUUCUGGAUCACAGUGUCGAUGUGCCGGACGAGCUUCUUACGGAUGGUAAUUGCAUUCCGCUAGCCUUGUAUCAUUUGGGGUAUGCAGACGAGGCCGUGGCUUUCGUGAAUGCAGCUGAUGCCGAGCAUGCCCACUAUUUCAAUCGCAGGAACCAUCGCACCUAUGGACAGCUGCAGGAGGCCCUGCAGAUCUCAAUCGAGCCAAUUGAAAUUUCAAGCAAUUUGUCGAGCGUUUCAUUGUGUGGCAAAUACUUGCUACACUGCAUCAGCGAUGAUCGACCUCACUGCAUCGCUCUGGUUGCAGAUGGAACUGACCUCUGGAAAGUUAGUGACGGAAAAAAGCGAAUCUCGGUCGAGAGGGAACAGGUCUUGACGGCAUGGACGACCUCCGUCGACCGCCUGUACCUGGUUUUGUUUCAGGUCGGCGGCCCAAAGAUCGAGGAGGUGCCGUUGCAGCCAAACUUCAAGCAGAGACGUCGCUUAUUGGAGCUUCAAGCAGCAGCAGGCUCUGAACCCAGCAGAGCCCGGCCUAUUGUGUGUUGCGGAAGCGAAACAGACUCGGAGCUGUUCGCAGAGGAAGACGAGUCUAUGUGCCGAGCAGGUGACCGUAUCCUGGAGUUGCUGAGGCAGGAAGUGGAGGCCGUGCUCGCCAAGCGCAUCAAGCCUGUUCCGAUUGAGGAUAGCGCGAUGCUGGUUUGCCCCCUUUGCCCUUUCCGAGGAUUUGGCAGCAGCAACCCCAACAGACUUUAUAAGCAUGUCCGAAAUUACCACGACGGGCCGAGGCAAUUCUGUCCCAGUGGCACCAAACAGAUGAAGCUGUUGAUCAGCAUCUAUGACAAUGACCGCCUACUUGGCCGCGAAGAGCGGCCCGACUUGCUGCAGCGUUCAGCAACCCUCAUUCGCCAGACUGUUUUACCUGCGCUGGAACGUUCGAUCAACCAGAUCGACCGCUACAUCAGAUUGGUUUUGACAGGCUCCGGGCCAGAGUAUUGGAACUUGACUGCCGUGCUGCAGGCGCCGCUGCGUAGGGCGCGCAACAUCUACUACAAUGUCGACUUUGCGCAGAUGCUCUUCCAGCAGACGUUGGUCCAGAAUGCUAAGGUCCACGCCAUCAUGGCAGCCUUGCACACGCGUGUUCACGGAGAUGCAGCCAGUCUUCUGCCAAGCCAUGCCAAGGACUGGUGGCCCGUACUGGAGGAUAUCUUCACUUCCUCUGCAGUGGUCGACAUGGAAGCAAAUUUAGUUCGGGAGGCCAUUGGACACAAAGAAUGCUUGUGCCUCAGCAUCGACGCCACGCUCCGCUGCUGCCUGUCUGUGCUGGGUCAGCCGAAACGGCGCCGCUCCAGCCGGGAGGCAGUGCAGGCUGCGUUUGACGAGGAAAGCAUGCUGCGCAGAGCUCCCCUGAUUCCAUCUGUGAACUCGUUCAUUCAAGCAAAGGUUUUCACUGUGCGCGGUCGCACCAACGCCACGCUCAUCAUGACGGCUUGCCAGUCUGACGAUGCUCGGAGUUGCGCCCAGGUGCUUAGCGAAGGGCUUCCUGCAGAGGGCUUGCGGCAGGUCCAGUAUGUGAGUGUCGACAACCCCUCUCGGCACUACUUACUCACACUGAAGACCAUAUGCCCCAAUCUCCAACUCAUGGCACUUGAUCCUGUCCAUCUUGCAAUGACGUGCGAAUAUGCCUCGUCAAGAAGGCGGACCGGUUUCACGAGAGUCCUCAGACGGUUGCUGUGCAAGUUCACUUCCGUGGAUUCGACAUUAGACGCAGGUGCAUGGGGUAAAUUUUUUGAUGGCCGCAACAGUCCGCCACUGACAGCAGCGGAAAUCAAAUUUCGCAAUCAGAUCGAGGACCGCUCCAUGCGGCAGACAGAGGCUGUCAGGCUUUUAGAGGGCCUCGACCCGACCACUCCUUUCUAUUCCCGCACCGAAUGGGUGCAGAUGCUGGCUGCAGUCGUUUCUGUGCACAGGCAAGAGGCCGACAGACUAGCCCCGGGCCCCAACCGCCGCAUCUGGCAGCUGUUGCACACUGCGUCUGCCGCAGACAGGAGUGAGUGGUACUUAAACAACAUCAGGCUGCGUCAUUCUUUCCCAAGAACUUAUUUAAACCUCUUGCCGGCUGGAACCACCAGCAACGAGUCCUUGCAUCAUGAAAUCAACUCAUGGUUUCGGGAGACUCAGAAGAUCCACCAGAGCAGCCUCAAGAUGAAGCUCAGGAUCUUACGUCUCGGCAAGCUAAUUUCACACAAUGCAGCCAUGUACCAUCAAACGAGCCGACAGCUCAGUCAGGCCAUUGUGCUGGCUCGUGCGAGCAGCCACUGUCUGUGGAACGCUGGGCAGUGGAAAGAAUGGUGCAGCCUCUUGGAAGACGACGGCAAACUGCAAAAAGCAGAGUUGCCAGUCGAAAAAGCGCGCAGCUCAGAAAGAGCUGCUGUGCGUGUCCGUGCAAAGCACGGCACAGGAUCUCGUCUGCCUAAGGCACGGGUCCGAAGACGAACUCCACACACUUUAAAACGAAAGGAUGGCCUGCGCCGAGGUGGAGUGCACGUCGAAGUGAUGUGCAGUGGGUGA
Molecule: messenger RNA, 5496 nt
Organism: Symbiodinium necroappetens
Lineage: Eukaryota; Dinophyceae; Suessiales; Symbiodiniaceae
Source: the annotation of a GenBank genome assembly